Molecule: messenger RNA, 473 nt
Organism: Racocetra fulgida
Lineage: Eukaryota; Fungi; Glomeromycota; Glomeromycetes; Diversisporales; Gigasporaceae
Source: the annotation of a GenBank genome assembly
GUCAUCAUUUAAUAGAGCCACCUGUUAAUAUUGAAGGACUAUAUAAUCUUGUCAAGGCCGCAAGCUACCUUUCUCUUCAAGAGUAUUGGGAAGUUUCUCAGGAAAUUGGACUAAUUGCAUCAUUUUUGGACUCCCGAAUAAAAAAUUUAAAAUUUAUUGAAGAUGUUAAUAUAAAGACAACCACAAUUAAUACUGUACGAAGACUUUGUAUUGAGGAAGAGCCUUUGACUUGGGAGAUUUUAACCAAUAAUAGUUUUACCAGGAUUUCUAAUAAGUCAACUGUUAAACCCACAGAAACUAACAAUUUGAUGGAAGACUUAUAUAGUAAUGAGGAAUCGGAUGAGUCAAUUGAGGAGACUGAACUGGCUCAGAAAUAUCUAUCAGUUCCAGCUACGUCGGUUCUUUCUGAACACUUGUUUUCGGAUGCAGGACAACAUAUCACAGCAUUGCAUAAUAGACUCCAGCCAGAUAUG